Pelobates fuscus (common spadefoot toad) is the source of this 3680-nucleotide messenger RNA. It is a transcript of the gene GULP1, whose product is annotated as GULP PTB domain containing engulfment adaptor 1. The record is from RefSeq and is a predicted model, not a curated record. The transcript has 14 exons. The coding region runs from base 702 to 1844 and encodes 380 amino acids. Lineage: Eukaryota; Metazoa; Chordata; Amphibia; Anura; Pelobatidae.
CAUACUGUAGCAUGCAAACAAAAUGCUCAACGAUACUUGAAAUGAACAUCUGAUGAGCAGGGAAAAGAAAACCAAUGCCAGAGCUAUUGAGAACAUACUCAGUUUAAGAAUAUCAACACUGCUUCAAAAAAAAAGAAAAAAAAAGUUCCUUUUGGAUUUCAGCAAUUUGUUCCAAGAUUUGUAAAUGGGCUUGUUAUUGCCAGAGCCAACAGCAUGUUGAGAUGGGUGUGCCACAUCUAAUCCUUGGCAUGCCUCCCAGUCUUGAUCAAAGAGUGACAGAGGUUGCCCCAAUGUUGCCUGAACGUUCCAGCACACAAAGGGUGCUUGAAACCUGCAUGUGAUUGAGCUGCAAGGAGGGGGGUCUCCCGAGUGGGGGCACGGCUGUGACGUCACGGGGCUGGCUGAGUAUUGUGGAGCUCAGACUGUGCACAGGGAGAGCUGGUGGUGGCAGAAAUAACAGCUUCUCAGCAGAGCCAGGGAUUUCAUUGCACAUUGGAAGAUUUCUGAGAGAUGCCCACACAGUUGUUUUGGCUUUUGGAUUUGAAAGAACUGAACAAGUGACACUUCGCAACAAAAAUCCAAAAACAAAGGAGUCAUUGGAACUGCCUUUCGUGUCCUCAGAUAUGUAAAGAAUCAUACAACACCUUACAGCAGCCAGCCUUAGAAAGAAGAGUGUCACCCAGAAAUUGUAUUUAAUCAGCAUGAAUCGUGCAUUUAGUAGGAAGAAAGAUAAAUCAUGGAUGCAUACUCCGGAAGCUUUAUCAAAACACUUCAUCGCAUAUAAUGCUAAAUUUCUUGGCAAUACAGAAGUAGAACAACCUAAAGGUACUGAAAUUGUAAGAGAUGCGGUAAGAAAACUUAAGUUUGCAAGACAUAUAAAAAAAUCUGAAGGUCAGAAAACACCGAAAGUUGAACUCCAGAUAUCUAUAUAUGGUGUGAAAAUUCUAGAACCAAAAACAAAGGAAGUCCUGCACAACUGUCAGUUACACAGAAUAUCAUUUUGCGCCGACGAUAAAACAGACAAGAGGAUAUUCACAUUCAUAUGCAAGGAUUCGGAGUCAAAUAAGCACUUAUGUUAUGUGUUCGAUAGUGAGAAGUGUGCUGAGGAAAUAACGCUAACUAUUGGUCAGGCUUUUGAUUUGGCCUACAGAAAAUUCUUGGAGUCUGGAGGAAAAGAUGUUGAAACGAGAAAACAAAUAGCAGGACUGCAGAAAAGGAUUCAGGAGCUAGAAACAGAAAAUACAGAACUAAAGUACAAAGUGCAAGACUUGGAAAAUCAGUUAAGAAUUGGUGAUAUAACAUCCUCACCUCUGCUGAAAAUAAAACCCAGUAAUGAGCGAUGUGUACUUGAAAGAUCUGCUUCAUUUUUCUGGUGCAAUUACGAAGCUUCAGUACCAUGUUUAGAUAUCUGCUCCAUAGCUUUCACUCCUAUGAGUUCUCCAGACUCUAGACUAUCAACAGGACUGCAUCUAACUCCUCCAAAUGUCAAAAAUGUACAUCCAAAGCCAAGCAAUGAAUACAGCAUCCCAAGGCCUCGUGCUGGCAGUGUGACACCUAAAUCACCUUCAACUGAUAUUUUUGAUAUGGUUCCAUUCACUUCCAUCUCCCCUGAAUCUACAACACCUACUCGGAAUGGUACUCAACUGCCUCCAGUACCCAGCAGAUCAGCUGAAAUGCAAAAAGAUCUUUUUGGAGCAGAACCCUUUGAUCCCUUUUGCUGUGCAGUAGGUGAUUUUCCUCCAGACAUACAAUCCAAACUUGAUGAGAUGCAGGAGGGGUUCAAAAUGGGAUUAACUGUGGAAGGAACAGUCUUUUGUCUUGACCCUGUCGAUAGCAAAUGCUAAUAUCAUCAUUACACCAAUACCAACUUGUUGGAGUAAUCACCUGUAUCCCUUGUAUUACCUAUGUGCCAAAAUAUAAAUAUAUAUUUUACACUCUUAUUCAUUUGGAUAAAUCAAAACUUCAGAAGUUCAGAAAUGAAAUAAUAAUCUUUAUAAUUAUUCUGAGCUAAUAGUGUUAUAUUAUACGUAAUGAAGUAAUGGUCUUAUUUCUAUGCAGAAUACUGAAUUAUUAUCCAAAUAUAUUGACAUAUUUCUUGUGAUUUGUUUCCUCCAAAAUGUUAAAAUUUAAACAGAAUAUGAAUAUUAUUGUUCUGAUUUAAAGGGAUACUCCAAGAACAAACCACAACAGCUUAUUGUAGUGAUUAUGGUGCAUGAAAGCCAUUCUUACAGCACCGCCAGUUCUUGACAAACUGUUUUCAAGCAGUUUGGCAAAACCGGGAAGAAUAUAUUGACACUUUAAAUCAAAACUCUCUUCUACUGAUGUCAUAAUGAAGAAAAAUCUGUAUGUCCCUUUCUGCACUGAUGAAUCACAGUCAACCAAACCUGUUAAAUGGGAACUGUCUGUUCCCCUGAUUUUUAAUAUUAUGUUUAUUUAUUCCCUAUGUUUUACAAAUAUGUAUUUGUGAGGUCUGAGCAAUAAAAGUAAAUGUAAAAUUAAAUGAAGACAAUCUUGGCUGGCUGACAAUUAUUAUAGGAUCUGCUCUUUUCUGUUAUUGAACAUAAUAUCUGUCCAGGCUGUGCCAGGGCUGACGUGGAUUGUGAGGUAAACUGCUACAUUCUAUAUUAUAUAUUUUAAAAAAUUGGAGCAUCACUUGAAAAUUGUUAACACAUGCUAUAUGUGAUUUACAGUUUUAUUAAAGGUGUAAUUUCCAGAGAUAUGAUGGCUCCCGUGUAAUUACAAUUCAGCAGUUCAUAAAGGGCUACAGAAAGUGACAGAAACUUGCCUAACACCAAAAAAUUGUCCGUUAUUGCAUAGCAAUACAUGCUCAUGACAUCUAUCGAUAAUAUAGAAGCAAAUAAAGUAAUCCCUUUGGUUUUUGUCAGACUGAUAGGAGAUGGACUGCACCCACAGCGUCCAUGCACUAUGAUGUAGUGGUUAUGGUACUUUGAGUAUCCCUCUAUGUUUGUCUUACUUUUUUCUUCUUUAAAAUAUUUCUACUAAUGGUUUUUUUUUCAGAUUGAAAGCAUACACCUUUUUUUUUUAAUAAUUUUUUUUUUUGUUUGAGGUUUAAAUACCCAGUGUAUUUUAACCAACACUGAUGUAAUCUAAUAUUUUUAUACUGAAAUAAGAAAUGUUUCUCCUGUGAUGUGUGUAAUUCCUUUCACUGAUAUUAAGAUUUGGUGACCACUGUAUUUUUACAACUGAAUGCACUGCACCUCCAAAACUCCUGCUAGAAAUUACAUGGGCAUUCACAAAGUAAUGAACUAAAUUCAAACACUAUUCACUGGCUAGAACCUGGCUGAACAUGCAAGUGACACCCAAACACUGUGAGUUGAGAUUUCACUGCAAUUAAUAUUCUCUAAGUAACUCAGGCCUUUUACGAGUUGCAAUGAGUUGAAUUCCAAUUCAUUUUAAAGAAAACUGCUCAGGAAAAAAAAUCUCACGGCACUGGAAAAUGUUCAAGUUGUCCAUGAGUUUUAACUUUCUGGGAAGAGAAAUCUAAUGUUCUUUUUUUAAUGAAAUAUUAUGUUUAAUUUAUCAUGGUGUGUCUCUUGCUCAGUUGAGAGACUUCUAAACCUGCAGGAGCCUCCUGUGUCUGAUCAAAGUUCAAUUUACAGAGGAGGAGACAAAAAUUUCUAAAGCAAGUUAACAUCUGAUUGACAAUGCAUUUUUUUCAU